Urocitellus parryii (Arctic ground squirrel) is the source of this 1495-nucleotide messenger RNA. The record is from RefSeq and is a predicted model, not a curated record. NCBI's taxonomy places the organism in Eukaryota, Metazoa, Chordata, Mammalia, Rodentia, Sciuridae.
GUCUGAGCAUCCCAAGAAGAGCUGACCCUUGGGUUCAAAGCAAGGAUGCGGGAAAUCGUGCACAUUCAAAUCGGCCAGUGUGGCAACCAGAUUGGAGCCAAGUUCUGGGAGGUGAUUGGUGAGGAACACGGGAUCGACUAUGCUGGGAGUGACCUCGGGGCAUCUGCUUUGCAGCUGGAAAGAAUCAGUGUGUACUACAACGAAGCCUACGGUAGGAAGUAUGUGCCCCGAGCAGUCCUGGUGGACCUGGAGCCUGGGACGAUGGAUAGCAUCCGAUCCAGCAAAUUAGGAGCCCUCUUUCAACCAGACAGCUUUGUUCAUGGUAACUCUGGGGCUGGCAACAACUGGGCAAAGGGCCAUUAUACCGAGGGAGCCGAGCUGAUCGAGAACGUCAUGGAUGUAGUGAGGAACGAGAGCGAGAGCUGUGACUGCCUGCAGGGCUUCCAGAUCGUCCACUCCCUGGGUGGGGGCACAGGCUCCGGCAUGGGCACUCUGCUCAUGAACAAGAUCCGAGAGGAGUACCCAGACCGGAUCUUAAAUGCCUUCAGCGUCAUGCCGUCCCCCAAAGUGUCGGACACGGUGGUGGAGCCCUACAACGCCGUGCUGUCCAUCCACCAGCUGAUUGAGCACGCUGAUGCCUGCUUCUGCAUCGACAACGAGGCACUUUACGACAUCUGCUUCCGCACGCUGAAGCUGACCACGCCCACCUAUGGGGACCUCAACCACCUGGUGUCCUUGACCAUGAGCGGCAUCACCACCUCCCUGCGCUUCCCGGGCCAGCUCAAUGCAGACCUGCGCAAGCUGGCCGUGAAUAUGGUGCCCUUCCCUCGCUUGCACUUCUUCAUGCCGGGCUUUGCCCCGCUCACCGCCCAAGGCAGCCUGCAGUACCGGGCCCUCUCCGUGGCGGAGCUCACCCAGCAGAUGUUUGAUGCCCGCAACACCAUGGCUGCCUGUGACCCACGCCGUGGCCGCUACCUGACAGUGGCCUGCAUCUUCCGGGGUAAGAUGUCCACAAAGGAAGUGGACCAGCAGCUGCUCUCUGUGCAGACGAGGAACAGCAGCUGUUUUGUGGAGUGGAUUCCCAACAACGUCAAGGUGGCUGUCUGUGACAUCCCUCCCCGGGGGCUGAACAUGGCCGCCACCUUCAUAGGCAACAAUACAGCCAUUCAAGAGCUCUUCAGCAGGGCUUCUGAGCAUUUCUCAGCCAUGUUCAAAAGGAGAGCUUUUGUGCAUUGGUACACUAGUGAAGGGAUGGACAUCAACGAGUUUGGGGAAGCCGAAAGCAACGUCCAUGAUUUGGUGUCCGAGUACCAACAAUUUCAAGAUGCCAAAGCCAAUCUGGAAGAAAGUGAAGAGGUGAUGGAGCAGGUAGAAACGGAAGCAGAGGAGGAGCCUUAGCAGGGACAGAUGCUGCAGGAAAGUCACUCACAGAAGUUUCUCCAAAGAUUUGUUUCUCUUCUGCAGCACUCCAUGGCUGCCUUGCACUGUAGCCCAG